This is a messenger RNA of Camelina sativa (false flax), 901 nucleotides long. Its product is annotated as protein C2-DOMAIN ABA-RELATED 3-like. The record is from RefSeq and is a predicted model, not a curated record. Lineage: Eukaryota; Viridiplantae; Streptophyta; Magnoliopsida; Brassicales; Brassicaceae.
CAUAAAGAAAUUGUAUAUUUUAAAACUCCACUGAAUAUUUUCGCUCCUUAUAAUAAUCAUUAACAUUCAUUAUUCGAAGUUAGUAACCACAUUUCAGUUUCGUCUGUUUGUAUCAAUUUAAUCGUCUUUCUCGUCUCGUAGGAGAAAAAUGUCGUUGAUGGAUAAUCUAUUAGGUAUCCUCCGCGUUCGUGUCAAACGCGGUGUAAACCUCGCCGUACGUGAUGUCUCUAGCAGCGAUCCUUACGUCGUCCUCAAGCUAGGUCGCCAGAAACUCAAAACUAGAGUGGUGAAGAAAAACAUAAACCCACAAUGGGAAGAAGAUUUGACAUUCACAGUCACCGACCCUAAUCUCCCGCUCACUCUGAUAGUGUACGACCACGACCUCUUCAGCAAAGACGACAAAAUGGGAAACGCAGAGAUCGAUUUGAAACCGUACAUAGAAGCUUUACGAAUGGAGCUCUCAGGUUUACCAGAAGGAACCAUCAUAACAACGAUCGGUCCAAACCGUGGAAACUGCUUAGCUGAAGAAAGCUACAUCCGUUGGAUCAACGACCGUAUCGUUCAGAACAUUUGUCUCCGACUCCGCAACGUCGAGCGUGGUGAAGUCGAGAUCGAACUCCAAUGGAUUGAUCUCCCCGGUUCUAAAGGCUUGUAAACAAAAAUUUAACAAUUACUUAUGGGCUUUUCUCCUAUAUUGUGCUAAGCCCAUAUACGAGAGUCCGGCUCGGUAAUUUUAUACACACAAAGAAAAAAAAAAAAAACAUAUACUAAAAUUGAAAACAUACUUUAUGAUAAAAGUAUUUAAUAAAAUAUGUGUGUUUGAAGCCAUUGGUUUUGCGUCUGCCCAAGACGACGGCACGAAUUUUAGUGAUUGAUGUUUAGUUUAAAAGGAAUCAUCAAG